AUGCAUAAUUUAACUCUGCAUGUUAAAUUUGGUCUGCGUGCUAUUGGUGCUUGGCCUGGAAUGUUAUCAUCUAGAUUAUAUUAUAUAAUAUUGAUAUUAUUUGUAUUAAGUUUGAUAUUUCAAUUUUGGCAUCUAGUAAAAGUUAUUCAGAAAUUGGAUAAAUUAUUGCUUAAUUUGGGUACAACUAUAUCAGUUACUUCAGUGGUGUUAAAACUAGUUGUGUUUCGAUUUAAGUACAGAAGUAUAAAGAUAAUUAUAAAUGAAUUAAUCGAAGACUGGGAAAAUAAAAAUGAAAUAAAAAUAAACAAGAAUUUUACGAUGAAGACCUCGAAAUUAGCUACUUAUAUUUGUUAUAUAGUUGCUAUAUGUUAUACCACUACUGUGCUUGUAAUUUCAAUUGCUUGUAUUAUGACUUACAAUGCAGAACCUUAUGAUAACAGAGAAUUUAUUGUUUAUUCAUAUUUUCCAAUGGAUGCAAAAAAAUCUCCAGUUUAUGAAAUAAUAUACAUUUUACAUCUUAUAACAUGUUUGUUUACUUGUUUCUACCAUAGCACAAUUGAAGGACUUCUUAUAAUUUCGGUUGCGCAUUCUCGUUCUAAAGCUUUCAAUGUGUGUACAAAAUUUUCAAAAUUAAUAGAAAUGUAUCGAACUGAAAAUAAUCGAAAGCAUAUUUUAAAAAAUAAACAAGAACUAAUUGAAUGUCAUUUGAAUUUUAUUACAUUUACAGAUUGUAUUCAAGAUAUAUAUUCCUAUGUUGCAUUUGUACACUUAUUUUUAAUAACAAUUCUUAAUGGAGUUAUUGGAUUUUUAAUUAUCAAUAUUAUACCAUUUGUUUUUACUUGUAUGUGGGCUGUUGGAACUUAUUGCUUUGCUGGCGAAUUUUUAACUUCUCAAGGCACAUUAGUUUUGAAAACACUUUGUAAUUGUCCUUGGUAUAUCUUUAAGCCAUCCGAUGUAAAAUUAUUAAUAUUUAUGAUUAUGAGAAGUCAACAAUCAGUAAAGAUUUCGGUUGGAAAAUUUGGGACCCUUUCAUUUAUAUACCUUACUCAGAUAAUUAAAACAUCAGUUUCCUACAUGUCCGUCGCUCGAGUAGCUAGUAAAUGA
Ceratosolen solmsi marchali is the source of this 1104-nucleotide messenger RNA. RefSeq names its product odorant receptor 10a-like. The transcript has 6 exons. Gene Ontology annotation, cellular component: plasma membrane. The record is from RefSeq and is a predicted model, not a curated record. Gene Ontology annotation, biological process: detection of chemical stimulus involved in sensory perception of smell; sensory perception of smell. Gene Ontology annotation, molecular function: olfactory receptor activity; odorant binding. Bases 1 to 1104 code for a protein of 367 amino acids. NCBI's taxonomy places the organism in Eukaryota, Metazoa, Arthropoda, Insecta, Hymenoptera, Agaonidae.